Owenia fusiformis is the source of this 1895-nucleotide messenger RNA. Lineage: Eukaryota; Metazoa; Annelida; Polychaeta; Sabellida; Oweniidae. The record is from the annotation of a GenBank genome assembly.
AUGUAUUAUUCUAUGUUUGAUUCAAUAAAAAAAAGAAUAAAAAUAAAAAAAAUAAAAAAAAGUGUGAUAUUUAUCUUAGGACAUUUAACCAAAAGUACUGGAGAGAGGAAUUUCAAAUGUGAUGUUUGUCUUAAGACAUUUAACCGAAAGUGUAGGCUUGAAACACAUUCUAAGAUACAUACUGGAGAGAGGAAUUUCAAGUGUAAUAUUUGUCUUAAGACAUUUAACAAUAAAUACUACCUAGUAACACAUUCUAAGAUACAUACUGGUGAAAAUAAUUUCAAAUGUGUUGUUUGUAGUAAAACGUUCAUCAGAAAAUCUCAACUUAGGGAACAUGGUGUAGCUCAUACUGGAGAAAAAAUAUUCAAAUGUGAUAUUUGGCUUAAGGUAGGCUUUCAAUGGCUAUUGCAAAGUCAGAUCGCCCAUCCUAAAUCCUGCUCUCGUGUGAGCUCUCGGUGGACGAGGAUCAUUAUUAUAUAUACAUCAGAAAGUAACUCUCCCAUUCAUUGCUAUCCCGGGUGGCUCAGGGGUAUCAUGCUCGGCUUCCAGGCGGGAUUCGGGUUCGAGUUCCGCCGUGACAAUUUCAUUUUUAUUAUUUUGGAACCAUUAUGUAUUUUUGAUACUUUUUAAAUGACUCAUUAUUAUAUUUAUUAGUUUUAGGCCUUUAUAUGGCAAUAUAAUCAGUCAAUAUACUUAUAUAGCUAGCCAAUAUACUUGUAUACACGGGAAUAACAUAUUUAAUUAUUUAUUAAAUCAAUUUUUCUCAAGAUCCGGUCUGUAAAUUUUCCCAAAUAUUUUUAUAAAUACAUUUGUUGUCCCAUAGAAUGAUAUCAAUUUUUAAAGAAAAUCUGAAUUGUGGGAUUUUUUAAAAAAGCAAAGUAAAACAUGUUUUUCAGAAAUUACUAAACCAAUCUUUCUAAUUUUUACAUAUAUUGUUAAACAUCAGUGUAUCUUUUAACAAGGAAAUCUGAACUGUAGAAAAAAGCUGAUACAUUGUGAGGUACUACCUUAAGUCAUUUAAGCACACAUCUCAUUCAAGUGUGAUAACUGUCCAAAGGCUUUUAUUACAAAGUCUGACCUUAAAAAACAAGUCUGUUUAACGACAUUACUCAAAAAGUAAGCCUCACAUAGCAUUAAAAGAUCCGUACUGGUGAAAAGAAUUUCAAAUGUGAUGUUUGUAGUAAAACAUUCAUCAGCAAGUCUCAACUUAGGGAACAUUAUUUGAUGCAUUCUUGAUAGAAGAAUUUCAAAUGUGAUGUUUGUCUAAAGACAUUUUAACACAAACAUAACCUUGUCAAAUAUGUGGCAACCCAGGGUGUUGGGUAGCGUGGUCCUGGGUUACCCAGCUAUCAAGUAUCUGGAUUUUUAAUGGUCUAGCUUGAUAAUAGAUUGUAAAAUAUAUGGGAAUGGGGGUCUUUUCAAACACUGAUCUAUAUCCACACUCACUUUACACAAUCAUUCAACACAACAGAGAAUGUAAUGGGAAAUUAUAUAAAAUGAAUAUAAUUCAACUCUAUUUCAAAAUAUAUACAUGUGUUUGGUUACACAAUUCUACAUAGAUUUACCGUCAGUUAUGCAAAACAACAGAAAGUAACGUUCUUUUCAGUCAAAUACACUUAUGAAAUUCAGUGUAUCUAGGAAAUUCAAUGCAAACUAUAACGUAACUUGAUAACCGUAAUUCUGCCUGCCAGUUUUCCUCACUUGGUAAAAUGACCUGUCUAAUUAGUUCAAUACAGGCAAAAGGGGGGUUGUAUCGUCAUCAUAAAAACAAUACAAGAUAAAUUCUUAGAAGGGUUCUGUACUGGCUAAAAUAGCCAGAUACGCAUCAAUACAAUGAGUACAGGCAUGUAUCUCCUGUUCGGGAUAGUAAUCUUGAUCAAAUGUUCAGAAGGUGU